Molecule: messenger RNA, 3121 nt
Organism: Bacillus rossius redtenbacheri
Lineage: Eukaryota; Metazoa; Arthropoda; Insecta; Phasmatodea; Bacillidae
Product: calcineurin subunit B type 2
Exons: 6
Coding region: 103-615 (170 amino acids)
Biological process (GO): protein dephosphorylation; calcineurin-mediated signaling
Cellular component (GO): calcineurin complex
Molecular function (GO): calcium ion binding; phosphatase binding; calcium-dependent protein serine/threonine phosphatase regulator activity
Source: RefSeq, a predicted model, not a curated record
GACAGUGUGCUAACAUACAAUAAUUCAUAUUCUUUAUGUAGUCUAUGAUUUUGUGCUAAAUUGUGGUACACUGUUUUGGGAUCAUAAGAAAAAUAAAUAAAAAUGGGUAAUGAAAGUUCUCUGCCUAUGGAGCUUUGUUCCAACUUUGACGCAGAUGAAAUUCGUAGGCUUGGGAAACGAUUCAGGAAACUUGAUUUGGAUAAUUCGGGAUCACUCAGUAUAGAUGAAUUUAUGUCAUUGCCUGAGCUGCAGCAAAAUCCCCUUGUACAGCGUGUUAUAGACAUUUUCGAUGCUGAUGGGAAUGGAGAAGUUGACUUUAAAGAAUUCAUCCAAGGAGUUUCACAGUUCAGUGUUAAAGGGGACAAGGAAUCCAAACUGAGGUUUGCCUUCAGAAUCUAUGACAUGGACAAUGAUGGCUUCAUUUCCAAUGGAGAGCUAUUUCAGGUUUUGAAGAUGAUGGUAGGAAACAACCUGAAGGAUACACAGCUCCAGCAAAUAGUGGAUAAAACAAUUCUCUUUGCAGAUAGAGAUGAAGAUGGUAAGAUCAACUUUGAAGAGUUCUGUUCGGUUGUUGGCAACACCGACAUUCACAAGAAGAUGGUGGUUGACGUGUAGUGUGUAACGGUGCAAUUUUUUUUCAAGGUCAAUGACUAAGUGACCAAGGAAAAUGAACGCAGCACACUGUACUUAAGACCAUUUCGUCUGACUCUCCCUCUGUUUCCUCGUUUUUUGGAAUGUGUGGAGUUGAUGCUCUAGUCCCGUUCUGGUUUUCAGUCUCAUUCCGAUUGUCCCCUCCCCCCACAUCUAUCCAUCUCGCUCCGCCGCUGCUCAAAUUAAGAUGUGGUGUUUUCUCCUCGAUGCAUUUUGAAAAGAGUGACAGGUGGUGUCAUCGUUGAUUAAUAAUCUAAUUUACACCUUAUCAUUCUCAACAGCAUGAUUGGGAAUCUUAAUGCAUGCAUUAACGCCUUUGCCUACCCCAACUAAUCUUCCGUUCGGUGGUUCAAUUUAAACAUCUGAUUGUUGUCUUGUGUACAAAGAUUUUCUACUGAUCUAACACUAGCACUUUUUGUAUCAUAGUAUAGACAUGGGUUUUACAGGUACAGGUAUUAUAAUACAUAAUUUUUACUGACGUGUAAUGUGUUUGUAAAUAUGAAGGAAAAAAUGGAGACAUAUUUCUAGAUUUAUUUAUUAAUAUCUAAUAACAGCUGUGUUAAUUAUAGAUUUAGUACCCAUAGUGUUUGUUUCAAUCGUAAAUUGCUUUUAAUAUUGUCUCAAAACUUGUGCAUGGUUGGUGUACAUAAAGGCAGUAACCGAAGGCAUUCAUGCUUAAUAUCUGUAGUAUAAUUUACUUCAUUGAAUUUGUAAGAGAAUUGAAAGGCCAGGCAGUACACUUUGAGGUAUUGGGAGUGAUGUUAAAUGCUGUAUAAAUGCAUGCAACACUAAAGCUGUGAACUUGUGAUAUUGGUCUGUUAUCACUUCAUGGUACCUGUGCUUGUAAGACCUAAAAAUACGGCAGGACAUCACAUUUAUUCUUAAGCGUACUGUGAAAAUCUUUCUUCCAUUCUGUCCAUUUCUGUUUCUAUGUGUCACUGCACAAUUAUCACAGACUGUUUCUAAUGAAUAUAUAUAAAAUGCUGUAUUGUUAUGACAACUCUAACAAACUUAUUUUAUCUCUCUCUCUCUCUCUCUCUCUUCCUUUCUGCAGUGAAAGAAGUUAAUUCUUGACGUUGAUUAGCAUAGCAGUUUAUCAACUAAAAAUAUAUCCUAUAAAAAGUAAUGUGUGGAAUUGUACAUCUAACCUGGGUUGUUAAAUUAUUGGGUACCAAGUAUGAAUUAUAAAGUUACCAAUUAAUUAUAUUAUUUUGCUGGUUCAUAAUAUUGUUGUUCUUAAUAAUUUUUUUUUACAAUAUAUUGUAAAAUAAAUGACAAUAAUAUUAUAAACCAGCCUUAAAUUUUGUAUAUCUAAAAAAAAUUUAUUAAUACUGUUGAAUAUUUUUAUUGUACUAAGGCAGCAUAUUGUGCAACCUGUAGUCAUAGUUCAUAACUGCACAGGUUCAGUUCACAGUUAUGGUAUUUAACUUGCAUUGUGUUAGAAAUUCAAGUUUAUGGAUUGGGAUGCUCUUAAGCAUAUUAUUUUAUACUUAGUGUGAUAUAAUUGGUGUACGUAUUGUGUUCUGCGAUAUUUUACCAUCUCAUUUAUGAUCUGAAAUUUUUGUCUCUCACCAUAUGAACUGUAGUUAGUUGAGAUAGCUUGCUGAUGUUACUUUCUUCCAAGACUUUAGUAAUAAACUUUCACUGAAGCUCAUUAAUCAUCAUUUUUUACUUUUAAUUAAAUAUUAUAGUUAUGAUAUAAAAAUACUUUUCCGCUUUCUUUUUAAGAGCAAAAGUAUCAGUUUCACAAUAAUUAGUGUUAUGUUUUUUUUAAGUAUGGCCAGUAAAUGCUUUGAUUUUUUUUUUGAUAGAUGACCUAAAUGAUAAAAAUUAAUUUCUUGUGUGACAAAAAAUUUUUAGAACUCACAGAAUUUUCUGUGUUUCUCUUACAUAAAUUUGUUUUUCUACAAUUGUAGUACAAUUUUUGUAAAAUUACAUGUGACCAAUUUGACUUUAUAAUUGUUUAACCUAUCUAUCUUAUUUGGUGAUUUUCAAACACUUUUUGUAUUUUAAUUUUUUUUUUCAUAUUGUGGUUUGCUUACAAGGGUCAAAAAUAAUUAAAAGAACAAAUCAGGAAAUUAGAUAUAUGUACCAGAAUGUAUUUUAAUUUUACUGUCAAAUUUACUUAUGAAACUUGUGUCAAAAAAAUAAAAACAAAUACAAAAAAAAAUUUUGUACAUUAAAAGAAAGACUUAAGUUUACUAGAAAAAUUAUUAGUUGCAAUAUAGUACAAGUCUGAGGAUGAUAUUUUUGUUCUUACUAUAGCUUAAUUUUUUUAUUAUUUUAAAUUUCAUGUGUUUCAAUAUGUUUGCUGCAUAAUUAUCAUGGUGUAGAAAUUCUCAAAUUGUUUACUCUUAUACAUUGCAUGUAAGGUAUGUAAAGAGAGUGCAAAUAUUCAAGAACUUGUGUUUCAUUAAAGUAUUUAUACAUGUAUUAUUAAGUGUUAUAAAGAUUUUAUUCACAAUUUAAA